CUUUCUUUCCUUUUUUUACGAUUUCAUUCAAGAAUUUUUAUUCGAUUUUUUUAGUAAUAUGUAGAACGAGUUAAUUUCGUCAGAAAAUUCGAAACUAAACCUCACAAGUGGUGAAACCUAGCUCUGUCUUUUCAGAGAUACUGCGCAUUCUCUCACCAGAGGGCGCGCUACGCAAGGUUCUCUUUCACCCCUGUUAUCGUUUGAUAAAUAGCAAUCUCUACACAGAGUUGUCGUUCCUUGCUCUCACUUGCACCUCUGUUAACGUCUCAAAAUAAGCAAUGUUAUUCAAUAUGUAAAUCCACUUUUUUUUUUUACGGCUAAUAAAACUAAGUACUAUUUUAUAAAAUAUCGGGAAAAUGUAGGACAAGCAACUAUUUGUAGAUUUUUUCCCCAUUACUAUAUAUUCUUCAUGUACCUGCAUAUAGAACUACCCAAUGUCCACGUUUCAACCCAAAUCAAUGCUUCUUGUGUCACAAAAAGACUUGACAUCUGCUCAAUAUUUAUUUAUUUACGUAUAUUUUCGUAACUGAAGUCAACACCAUACUUUAUUUGAGCAUACGUGCCAUUUUACAAAAAUCUUGUAAAACCCUUGAGACGUUGACAGAGGUGCAAGUGAGUGUAAGGAACGAUAACUCUGGGUAGAGAUUGGAAGCGUAACGCCAUCUGGUGAGAGAUUGACACUGUGCGGAGCAUUAUGGGUAGACCGGAACCAGGCUAGCACGAGGUGGACAACUUAGGCAGCUCGUCACAGAAAUAAGUAAAAGCGAAAAAGAUUUGCAUACUUAGAAUUUAGUGAUAUCAAGAAAGUGAAGAAAUACAUAGAGACCAAACAGAGGAUGGAGUUUGAGGGAUCAUCUAAUGAUAGAAACCAGAGGGAUAGUUUUGGUGGUCGAGGAGGAGACCGCAGGGGUAGAGGACGUGGAGGAGGAGGCUGGGGAGGCAGGGGUGAUGCUACCAAUAUUCUGUUUGUGAGGAACUUGAGUUUCUCCACUACAAGUGACAGCUUGAGUGAAGCUUUUGAUGGAUGCUCAUCAGCAAGGGUUGUUAUGGAGAGGGAUGACCCUAACAGGUCUAGGGGAUUUGGGUUUGUGGAAUUUGACUCGGUAGAGUUGGCAAAGGAAGCAUUUAAUUACAUGAAGGGACAAGAGGUUGACGGACGCCAGAUCUAUCUGGACUUUGCUGACGAGAGAUCUGGUGAUGGUGGUGGUUUCCGAGGAGGUCGUGGUGGUAGAGGUGGCGGACGAUGGGGUGGAGGAAGAGGAGGUGGUGGACGAGGAGGAAGGGGAGGAUUCAACAGACGUCCAAAUCCUACCAAGAUUCUGUUUGUGAAGAACUUGAGUUUCUCCACUACAAAUGACAGCUUGAGUGAAGCUUUUGAUGGAUGCUCAUCAGCAAGGGUUGUUAUGGAGAGGGAUAACCCUAACAGGUCUAGGGGAUUUGGGUUUGUGGAAUUUGACUCAAUAGAGUCAGCAAAGGAAGCGUUUUAUUCCAUGAAGGGACAAGAGGUUGACGGACGCCAGAUCUAUCUGGACUUUGAUGAGCAGUGAUUUUUUUGGGGCCAAAAUGCCACCGAUAUUUGGCUAUUUCCCCUCACAAAAAUUAGCUAUUUUUAUGCCCCCGAAAUCAAAGAUCGAGGGGGCAUAUUGUUUUUGUUCUGUCUGUAAUUCUGUCUGAAACUUUAACCUUGCUAAUAACUUUUGAACAGCAAGUGCUAGAGCUUUGAUUUUUCACAUGAGUAUUCCUUGUGAGAAGACAUUUCCGUGGGUUCCAAAAGUUUUGACCCUGUGACCUUGACCUUGGAGUUUGACCUACUUUUUGAAAACUUUAACCUUGCUAAUAACUUUUGAACAGUAAGUGAUAGAGCUUUGAUAUUACACAUGAGUAUGCCUUAUGACAAGACCUUUCUGUGAAUACCAACAUUUUUGACCCUGUGACCUUGACCUUGGAGUUUGACCUACUUUUUGAAAACUUUAACCUUGCCAAUAACUUUUGAACAGUAAGUGCUAGAGCUUUGAUUUUUCACAUGAGUAUUCGUUGUGACAAGAACUUUCCGUGGGUACCAACAUUUUUUACCUUGGAGUUUGACCUACUUUUUGAAAACUUUAAUCUUGCAAAAACUUUUGAACAUUAAGUGACAGAGCUUUGAUGUUUCACAUGAGUAUUCCUUGUGACAAGACCUUCCUGUUGGUACUGAACCUUUUGACCUUGACAUCUUUCCUACUUUUUAAAAAUUGACAUUGGUCAUAACUUCUAAAUGGUAAAUAUUAUAGCUUUCAUAUUGCAUGUGAGCAUUUCUUGUGACAAGAUCUUUCUACUGGUAACAAGAUAUUUGUCCAUGUGACCUUGGCCAUCUUCGGAAUUGGCUAUUAUCGGGGGCAUUUGUGUUUCACAAACACAUCUUGUUUCCCAAUUAUAUUAUAUGUUUUUCCCAAUUUCAAAUCCAAGAAAAUUAGGCCAUUUUAAACAAAAAGUUACCGUAUAUUGCUGGUAAAGAGUAAAUACAUUUUUUUUGUCUUUAGUUUUAUUCUCCAAGCUCCUUCACAUGCAAAAGGUUUUGUAAAGAAUAUAUAAAACAAUGGAGGCAUCUGUAUAAGCAGAUAUGCAGCAUAGUAUAUACCGUAGUUUCCAGGUACACAUUAAGCCUUAUUGUUAACACUUUCAGUUUGACUGCCAUUAUAUGUAGGAUCAGGCUAAUAUGAAGUGGCUAAGACUAGGAUUUUACUAAAAUCCGAAAAAUACAAACAGGAGAGACAUUCUGGAAACUUUAUUAUUAAUUCAAUAUUUACAAAAUUAUGAGUACAAAUGCUGGAAAUUUUUUUAUUUUUAUGAAAUUAGAGAAUAAAUAAUUCUUACAAAAAGUAAGUUAUAUUUAUACAAGGUGUGACUUCCCAUUCAUAUUCAAUGUUAAAUAAUGAUUUAUUAUAUGAUAUUGAAUCAGAUCUGAAAUAAACAUCAAACUAAAAA
Molecule: messenger RNA, 2964 nt
Organism: Ostrea edulis (European flat oyster)
Lineage: Eukaryota; Metazoa; Mollusca; Bivalvia; Ostreida; Ostreidae
Product: nucleolin-like
Exons: 7
Coding region: 837-1547 (236 amino acids)
Biological process (GO): positive regulation of mRNA splicing, via spliceosome
Cellular component (GO): spliceosomal complex
Molecular function (GO): RNA binding
Source: RefSeq, a predicted model, not a curated record